GUGGCUCUGAAAUAACCAAAAUUUUUGUCAAAUUGUUUGUAAAUAUAAUUUUAUCAAACAAUAAAUCCAUUUCGAGAUAAAUAUUUUUCUCAAUUUGCGUGCGUCAAACGAACGGGAAGUCUAGACAAAAUGGUUAAAAUGACCUCUGGACUUUGUCUUUGUGAUAAACUCAGUUCCGUUAUAAUCAGUUCUUUCACGAAGUGAGCCCAAGCCAUUACCAAAAAAUUACAAUGGUCGCAAAUAACACUUCUGUUUUUUUACAAACUCUUAUCUUUGUUAUGAAUCAAAGCAACUUUCAACAAGACACCUCCUACAACUACUACUUUUUAGAAAUUGGGAAAAAUUUUUCAGCCAACAAUGCGUCCAAAUGUUACGGAAUAUACGGCUGCUUUCAACUAUCACCUCCAUGGACUUCGGAAAAUCGCCCCGUGUCCCUCUUCCCGGAAGACCUCAAUAAGAUUGAACCACGAUACCCCCUCUACACGCGGAAAAACCCCUCGAAACCCACCUAUAUCGACUUGAAUGAGUUCGACGUGAUCGCCUCGACAGGAAUCAACCCUCGGAAUCCCGUCUACGUCAUCUCCCACGGAUACAUGGAGGGUGGAGGAAUCUAUUGGAUUGUAGACAUGGCCCAGGAAUUGUUAAAAAUUCACGACUGUUCUGUCAUCGUCGUGGACUGGCAAGGGGGCUCCAGUCCCCCCUACACGCAAGCAGUGGCGAAUAUUCGGCUAGUGGGGGCAAUGACCGCACAUCUUUUACACGACUUGUGGAAACACAUCCCUGACAUGAAUCUAGAUCACGUGCACUGCAUCGGACACUCUCUGGGGGCCCACUUGUGCGGAUACGUGGGCUAUACGUUGCAAAGGGACUUCAAAUUGACUUUGGGGCGCAUAACCGGCCUCGACCCGGCCGAACCACACUUCGCCAAAGCCAAACCGCCGGUUCGGUUAGACCGAACCGCGGCCAAAUAUGUCGAUGUGGUCCACACCGACGCCAGUCAAUUUAUUCGAGGAGGAUUAGGUAUGACCGAAAAGAUCGGUCAUGUCGACUACUACCCAAAUGGGGGCACAAAUCAGCCCGGUUGUGGCAAAAGUAUAGCCAAAUACAUAAAUGAGGCCAAUGGGAGCUUCUUCUUGGGUGUGAGGAAAUACAUGGGCUGCAACCAUAUGCGAAGUUACGAAUUUUUCAUUGAAAGUAUUAACCCGAAUAGGGGAUGUUCGUUUCUGACAGUUGGGUGCAAUAAUUACGAGGAUUUUUUGACGGGAAAAUGUUUCGACUGUGGCCGAAGGAACCAAAAAUGUAUACAAUUCGGUUAUCAUAGCCACAAAGAAUAUAAAGAAUUGAUAAAACGACGAUUAAUUGCACCAGAGUCAAAUAUGGUUCAAUUUUUGAUAACUGGGGAAACAAAACCGUACUGCCGUGGCCAUUACAGAAUAACAGUAAAAAUAUCAAAUUCUGGCGAAAGUAUCCAACAUGGCGGUGAAGUGGGCCAACUAUUCUUCACAAUGCAUGAAACAACCGAUGGUAAAGGUCCAAAAUCGCACACGGUACCACUAAACAAAGGUGGGUACCACGAACCCGGUAAAAUCUACACAGCUGUGGUACCAACCUCCGAAAUCAAGAAAAUCAAAGCUGUUGAAGUCGAAUGGCGGUACCAAAGUAGCUAUCUCAAUCCCCUGACAUGGCGACUUUUGGCCGUCCCAAAAAUAUAUAUCGAAAAAAUAACAAUUGACGCUCUGGAAAUCAGACAGAGCUUGACUGUGUGUCCGAAAGAUGGCCAACCGCUACACACCUCGCAGUCGCAUUUCAUGAUUCCGUCUUAUUGUUAAUCGUACCUGCGACUGUAUUUUUAUUACAUAAAUCAUUAAAAAACAGCUAAAGAUAUGUCUCAAGUGCCGUCCGACAAUCAUAUGUAAAUAGUUAAAUUAUUUAUUAAAGAUUUUAUUCAUUAACUGUGA
This is a messenger RNA of Tribolium madens (black flour beetle), 1958 nucleotides long. RefSeq names its product pancreatic triacylglycerol lipase. Gene Ontology annotation, biological process: lipid metabolic process. Bases 231 to 1829 code for a protein of 532 amino acids. The record is from RefSeq and is a predicted model, not a curated record. The transcript has 9 exons. Gene Ontology annotation, molecular function: triacylglycerol lipase activity. Lineage: Eukaryota; Metazoa; Arthropoda; Insecta; Coleoptera; Tenebrionidae.